AAGUUGUCUGCGAACGCGGGAGCAGAACGGUGAGCUGACCACAUCGAGAGUGCGGAGGACAGAGCUGGAACAUCCAUCUCAGAGUGACAGGAAACACAUCGAGGCCUCACCAGAGGGAACACAAACUAUCAUCUCUAACAGAGACAUGCAGAAAGGUGAAGCAGAGAAGACGGAUGCUGACCAUGGGAGACCAAUUACUAAAGCGCACCAUAGGUCCAGUAUCUCUCUGGAAAGCCUCUACAGCCUCAACAGCAGACAAAGCUCCUCAAGUGGAGUCACCAGUGGGUCAGACUAUUCCAGUAACAGAAACAGUCUGAAGCUAGAGGACGAUCUGCUGUGCACAAGACAGUUUUGUGGCAGAGCCAGAGUCCAUACAGAGUAUGUGCCAAGUCCAUACGACACCGAGUCCCUCAAACUCAAGGUGGGAGAUGUCAUUGACAUCAUAACCAAGCCUCCCAUGGGAAUAUGGACAGGCAUGCUGAAUGGCAGAAUAGGAAAUUUCAAGUUCAUCUACGUGGACGUACUGAGGAAGGAGAACUUGGAAACACAAAUCCACAGACAUAAAUCAACUGUCCAGGAAGUGCUGAAGCGUCUCAGUCUUGAGGAAUAUUCCACAUGUUUGCAGCUGGGCGGUUACCAAACUGUAGACGACUUGAUGGGGCUGAGGGAGAAUCAUCUGAUGGAGCUGAAUGUGACUGAUCCAGAGCACAGGCAGCGUCUGCUCGCUGCUGUCAACUCCCUGCAGCAACUGCGCUCUGAUUGUCAGUUGGAGAAUGAAGCUGAUCAAAAGGCCGAGAGCUCCGCUGAGAACAUGAAGGCAGAUGUGAGUAACUGCCCCAGAGACUCUGGCUGCCCCAUGCCAUCUGACAGCCCUGACAGCAUCACAGAGGAAGCAGACCUUCAUUUUCUCUCUGACCAUGCUUUACCAGCCAACGUGACGGCUUAAUAAGAGAAAACUAUUCCUUGACAUGCUUGUUUUAUUUCUUCUGUUGCUGUUGACUUGUUUUUCCCACAGCUGUGAAACAUGGAAACAUACAAUAAAAGGCACACUCUGACCUAA
Molecule: messenger RNA, 1060 nt
Organism: Neolamprologus brichardi
Lineage: Eukaryota; Metazoa; Chordata; Actinopteri; Cichliformes; Cichlidae
Source: RefSeq, a predicted model, not a curated record